CAUCCAAGCGAGGACCCUUUUACUUUGCACUUUCCAUUUGUAAAGAUGGAGAAGAGAAAUGGAGGCAGAAUUGAAGAAAAUAAAGAGAAAUGGGUGCAUGAUGCAUCUGUGGACUAUAAAGGAAGAGUUCCUCUCCGUGCUUCCACUGGUGUAUGGAAAGCCUCCCUCUUUGUCCUCACAAUUGAAUUUAGUGAAAGGGUAAGCUACUUUGGGAUAGCCAGCAAUCUUAUCUCGUACCUGACUAAAGUGAUGCAUGAAGACCUUAGUACAGCAAGCAAGAAUGUAAACUACUGGUCAGGAACAACAACCCUUAUGCCUCUGGUUGGGGGAUUUGUUGCUGAUGCUUACACUGGUAGAUUUUAUAUGGUCCUGUUUUCUUCAUUUGUAUACCUCAUGGGAUUAAGCCUGUUGACCAUGUCUCAAUUCAUCCCAAGUCUAAUGCCAUGCAACACUAAGAUGUGCCAACAGCCUAGGAAGGUUCAUAAAGUGGUUUUCUUGCUUGCCCUUUACUGCAUCUCCUUUGGUACUGGAGGAUACAAACCAUGCUUGGAAAGUUUUGGAGCUGAUCAAUUUGAUGAUGAUCACUUGGAAGAAAGGAAGAAGAAGAUGUCUUUCUUUAACUGGUGGAGCUUUGCACUGUGCUUUGCGUUGCUGCUUGGUGCAACGGUGGUUGUUUAUGUUCAAGAUUUUGUCAGCUGGGGAGUAGCUACUCUUAUCCUAGCUAUUCUUAUGGCUCUCACUGUCAUAGCUUUCUGUGUGGGAAAACCUUUUUACAGGUACAGGAGGGCAGAAGGAAACCCUUUAACACCAAUUUUACAGGUCUUAAUUGCAGCAAUAAGGAAAAGGAAUCUAACUUGUCCAUCAAAUCCUGCUUUAUUGCAUGAGGUCCCUGAGUCAGAGAGGUCCCAAGGAAGGCUUCUGAGCCACACUAACAGGCUCAGGUUUCUUGACAAGGCUGCAAUAAUUGAAGAGAAACAUUUUGAGCAGAAGUACAAUCCAUGGAGAUUAGCAACAGUGACUAGAGUGGAGGAAACAAAACUUGUUCUAAAUAUAAUUCCCAUAUGGCUAACUUCAUUAACAGUUGGAGUAUGCGUGGGACAAGGACAGACACUCUUUGUCAAACAAGCAGCUUCCAUGGCCUCUGUUGCAGCAGUUGGUACCUUAAUAGCUGUCCCAAUAUAUGAUAGGGUUGUUGUUCCAAUUCUGAGGAAAGUCACUGGCAAUGAAAGAGGCAUCAGCAUCCUUAGGAGGAUCAGCAUUGGCAUGACAUUAUCAGUCUUACUCAUGGUUGUUGCCGCUUUAGUAGAAGCAAAGAGACUAAGAAUGGCUGCACAUGAAGUCCUCACGGUAGGGGAAACUAGGCAUGAGACUAUGAGUGUGAUGUGGUUGAUACCCCAAUACUUGAUUCUUGGCAUUGGAGAUUCAUUUUCUCUGGUUGGCUUGCAAGAGUAUUUCUAUGACCAAGUUCCUGACUCAAUGAGAAGCAUAGGAAUGGCUUUGUAUCUUAGUGUGCUUGGAGUAGGAUUUUUCUUAUGCAGCUUUUUAAUCAUCAUCGUGGAACAUAUCACGGGUAAAACUGGCAAUAGUUGGAUUGGGAAGGACAUAAAUUCAAGUCGUUUGGAUAAGUUUUAUUGGAUGUUAGCUGUCAUAAAUGCUUUGGUUUUGUGUGUCUUUCUCUUAGUGUCAAAAAGGUACACUUAUAAGGCCGUACAGAGAAGAGCUAUGGAAACUGAUUGUUGUAAGAGUGAUGAGGUAGACAUGGUGGCUUGAUAAGAGCUACUAAGGUGUACCUCUCACUGCUUUAUUUUCUCCUGAAUCAAAUGUUUAAUGUAUUGUUUCCAUAUAUUAACUGGAAUUUGAAUUGUAAGUUAUUGUUGCAGAUUACUCAAAGUAUGGCUAACUAUACAAUAACAUAAACAAUUGUAGAUGA
Messenger RNA from Glycine soja, 1930 nucleotides. RefSeq names its product protein NRT1/ PTR FAMILY 5.7-like. The record is from RefSeq and is a predicted model, not a curated record. The coding region runs from base 46 to 1770 and encodes 574 amino acids. Gene Ontology annotation, cellular component: membrane. Gene Ontology annotation, molecular function: transmembrane transporter activity. NCBI's taxonomy places the organism in Eukaryota, Viridiplantae, Streptophyta, Magnoliopsida, Fabales, Fabaceae. The transcript has 4 exons. Gene Ontology annotation, biological process: transmembrane transport.